AUGGAUAAUGGUGAAAAGUUAACUAAUAAUACUGGAAGUAGUAUUGAAGAGCCAACUUCAAUUAUAAACCGCGAGAUGAUGGUAGAAGGUGAAAAUGAGGAGAAACAUCCUCCUGAGGAGUAUGGUGAGAUUGAUAGUUCUGGUACAGAUGAUGAAAAUGAAGAUAUUGUCUUUGGAAGCUCAGCCAAGCAGUUCUUAGAAGAGUUGGAACGAGCAUCAGGAGCAGGUUCUCAUUUUGGGGCUGAUAGUUCUCAUGAUCAUUCGCAGAGAAUUGACGGUCAAAUUGUGACAGACUCGGAUGAAGAAGUAGACACUGAUGAUGAUGAGGGAGGUGGGAAAGAGAUGUUUGAUUCUGCAGCAUUGGCAACUCUUUUGAAAGCAGCUACAGGUGCUUCCUCGGAUGGUGGCAAUAUCACUAUAACUAGAUCAUAA
Messenger RNA from Cannabis sativa, 432 nucleotides. RefSeq names its product translocase of chloroplast 159, chloroplastic-like. The coding region runs from base 1 to 432 and encodes 143 amino acids. Lineage: Eukaryota; Viridiplantae; Streptophyta; Magnoliopsida; Rosales; Cannabaceae. The transcript is spliced from 2 exons. The record is from RefSeq and is a predicted model, not a curated record.